Bombina bombina (fire-bellied toad) is the source of this 4532-nucleotide messenger RNA. RefSeq names its product serine/threonine kinase 10 (gene STK10). Lineage: Eukaryota; Metazoa; Chordata; Amphibia; Anura; Bombinatoridae. The record is from RefSeq and is a predicted model, not a curated record. Bases 121 to 3039 code for a protein of 972 amino acids. The transcript has 19 exons. Gene Ontology annotation, biological process: protein phosphorylation. Gene Ontology annotation, molecular function: ATP binding; protein serine/threonine kinase activity.
AUUCGCUGUUUUGAUUGCACCAGGAGUUUUCCGGCUUAGAUCCUCCUUCCUUGCCCCGGGGGGCAACCGAGGAGCCGAACUCUCAAACAUAGACCCGGGCUAUCCUGCCGUCACACAGCAAUGGCAUUCGCCAACUUUCGCCGCAUUUUGCGGCUCUCCACAUUUGAAAAACGGAGGCUGCGGGAGUACGAACAUGUCCGGAGAGACCUCGACCCUAACCAAGUGUGGGAGAUCAUCGGAGAGCUGGGAGAUGGAGCCUUCGGAAAAGUGUACAAGGCUAAGAACCGGGAAACUGGAAUAUUGGCAGCUGCCAAAGUCAUCGAAACAAAAAACGAGGAGGAGCUGGAGGAUUAUAUGGUUGAAAUUGACAUUUUGGCAACCUGCAACCACCCAAAUAUUGUGAAGCUUCUGGGUGCUUUCUAUUUUGAGGGGAAGCUAUGGAUUAUGAUAGAGUUUUGUCAAGGUGGAGCUGUGGAUGCAGUCAUGCUUGAACUGGACCGUGGUUUGACAGAACCCCAGAUUCAAGCUAUUUGCAGACAGAUGUUGGAGGCCCUGAUCUAUAUCCAUAGCAUCAAGAUCAUCCAUCGGGAUUUAAAAGCUGGAAAUGUGCUGCUAACCCAGGAUGGUGAUAUCAAGCUAGCGGAUUUUGGGGUAUCAGCAAAGAAUGUGAAGACCUUACAGAGAAGGGACUCCUUCAUAGGCACACCGUACUGGAUGGCUCCAGAGGUAGUGAUGUGUGAGACCAUGAAGGAUGCGCCAUAUGAUUACAAGGCAGAUAUCUGGUCGUUGGGAAUAACACUCAUUGAAAUGGCACAGAUCGAACCACCUCAUCAUGAGCUGAACCCGAUGCGAGUUCUCCUGAAGAUUGCAAAGUCAGAACCACCAACACUUUCAGCUCCUUCUAAAUGGUCUUUGGCGUUUCGAGAUUUCCUGAGAAAAGCUCUGGAUAAAAAUCCUGAGACCAGACCAAGUGCAGCUCAACUUCUUGAGCAUCCCUUUGUAAGUAAAGUUUCCAGUAACAAAGCUCUGCGGGAGCUGGUAGCUGAAGCAAAGGCUGAAGUGUUGGAUGAAAUAGAAGAGAACGGGGAACUGGAAGAGGAGGAUUCUCCGGACCAUCUCUCUCCUCCUGCGGAUAGCAAGAAUGCAACUGAAGUUAUCGGACAAUACACUAAGGAGGGUGAAAAGACCAAGGAACAUAUUAAAGAACCUGUAAAAAAUGGGUUAAAACCACCUACCCAGAUGACUAUACAUCCGUCAGAUAUCCAGAUUGACCAGUGUACAGACCCUGGACGUAAUAGCAAAGAGGUGCCCAAAAACUCAUUGGAAGACAAUGUACAAAAUCUUCAAGGUGAAGUGAAUGGGAAACCUGAUAUAAUCAUCAUGAACCCACUCAUUAACAACAUGGGCUCAUACAGAAAUUCUGUCGGAGAAAAAUACAACCAAAACCGAGAGGAUGACCAUGAAUUGGGACUUUCCACAAGCCUCAGGCCAAAGAGCGUCCAUUCCGACUGUCCAUCUAGUGACAAUUUGCCCAAUGGAAGCUUGGACUCACCUGCCCGUUUCUUUAGUGUCAAAUCUAAGAGAGAUUCAGAUUCAGGCAGCACCUCUGCUUCUGAUAGUAUGGACAUAAGUAUGAAUUUGUCUGCAGAUUUAUCUCUUAAUAAAGAGACGGGAUCGCUAUCGCUCAGGGAAUCCCGCCUUCACAACAAGACAUUGAAACGGACGAGGAGGUAUGUGGUUGAUGGCGUAGAAGUAAGCAUCACUACCUCAAAGAUCAUUAGUGAGGAUGAGAAAAAAGAUGAGGAAAUGCGCUUCCUGAGGCGCCAGGAACUGCGUGAGUUGAGGUUACUUCAAAAGGAGGAGCAUAGAAACCAAUCUCAGCUUAAUGCUAAACACAUAAUGCAGCAGGAGCAGAUGGGGCGUCGCUUUGAGCAAGAGAUGCAUGCUAAGAAGAAGUUUUAUGAUUCAGAGUUGGAAACACUUGAACGGCAGCAGAAACAGCAGAUUGAGAGGAUGGAGCAAGACCAUGCUGUGCGCAGAAGAGAUGAGGCUAAACGUAUCCGAACUGAACAAGAGAGAGAUUAUGCAAAAUUCAUGGAACAUCUCAAACUGCUCAAAAAGGAGGUAAAAUCUGCAGUAGAAAAACUUCCAAGGCAGCAGCGCAAGGAGAACAUGAAGCUGAAGAUGGAUGAGUUUGCUCAUAGAAAGCAGGCAGAGGAGCAACACUUCCUAAACAAACAGAAGGAGGAUUUGUCUUUUGCCAUGAGAACAAUCAUUUUGGAGAAUAAGAAGGAGAUAUAUGAAAAGGAGCGCGAGUUUCUUACCAGAAAACAGCAGCUUAUAAGAGACAAGGAGGCUGUUAUUUGGGAACUAGAAGAGCGCCACCUACAGGAGAGACACCAGCUAAUGAAACAGCAGCUCAAAGACCAAUAUUUCUUACAACGUCAUGAGCUUCUGAGAAAACAUGAGAAGGAGCAAGAACAGAUGCAACGUUAUAACCAGCGCAUGAUAGAGCAGCUACGACUACGGCAACAGCAGGAAAAGACACGUCUGCCAAAAGUCCAGAGAGGUGAAGCAAAGACUCGGAUGGCCAUGUAUAAGAAGAGCCUCCACCUCGGUUCCAGUGGAAGUGCUGCUGAGCAGAGGGAAAAGAUAAAACAGUUUGCCCAGCAGGAGGAGAAAAGACAAAAGGCUGAGCGACAACAGCAACAGCAGAAACAUGAACAUCUGAUGAUGGAAAUGCAAGCCCAGUGUGAAAGCAACAGCAGAGAUCUGCAGCAGAUGCAGAAUGAGAAGUGUCACCUCUUGGUGGAACAUGAAACACAGAAGUUGAAGAGCUUGGAUGAGAACCACCUCAACAUACUGAGAGACUGGAGGGAGAAAUUGCGACCUCGCAAGAAGGCUUUAGAGGGCGAUCUGGAACAGAAGAAGCAGGAACAAGAGAUGUUUUUCCGUAUGAGUGAGGAUGCUGGAGGACAGACAGUAACCCCCAAUAAGCCUGCCAAGUUCUAUCCCUAUAGCUCUGCUGAAGCUUCAUAAUGUCCUUAAAAAAAUCAGACUUUUUCUAGUGCCCUAUCUAUGAAACCUCUAAAGUAAACUUAUUUUGCUAUUUUAUUUUUUAUUAUUGACCUGUGCAGCAACUUUGUUUGUGCAUCACAGUAACUAAGAAGAUAUAGUGAUACUUCAAAUUAAAAAGGAAAAUAAAUAAUAGUCAAUCUAUGAGUAGUAAAGCAUCAACCUUAUGAGAUCACAAGAAGAAUGUGAUCUUGCAAGUAAAAUACAUCAAGGAAAUAUGAGCAAAUUGCAAUUCUCUCCACAGUUUACACAAUGAGAUAUUUUCAUCCCUAGCUUUCAAGUGUGCCAAUGAGCCGGUGUUACUUGUAAAGCGGCAUCACUCGUUGUCUUACACCCUUAUAGAUGACACUAGAUGUUAUCGAUUGAGAAGGGAGCAACACUGUAAGGCCAUUAUGUUCCCUUGCAUCUUUCUCCAAGAUCCUGACACUGUCAGAAACUGCAAUCGGAUACUUUACUACAGGGUUUUAAUUUAUAUUAUAGAAUGCUCUAUUGCUCUCAUUACAGAAAAAAAAUAUUGGAGCAUAGAUUAAGACAAUAAUUACUAGAAUGCAAGACCCAAGUAGAAUCCAAUAUUCUACUUGGGUCAAUACUGAUUAAUUUAAUCCCAUGUAAAGAUCCUUUAAUAAUAUUGUGGGCAAAUGUAUUUUUAGAGAUUUGUAACUUAGUCAUUUGUUCGGUGCACUUAGUACUGCCUAGAAUAUAGCAAGGGAAUGGACUGCUGGUCAGUCUCUUGUGGGAUAAUGUUACAUUAUGGUGCUGUAGAACAGCUUCCAGCCAACUGAUGUGAGCAAGGUCUUCCAGCAUGGCAUCUUCAGAACAAUGCUAUAAAACUGCUGUUAUCGGAGAACCUCUCUUGUCUACAUCAUUGAAAAGUUUAAGAUAUAUUACAUUUUGGUUAGGAAUGAUUUGUGCCAUGACUGUGAGCGUAUUUUGCGUACCUCUUACAUUUUGAAACCUCUUAAAUUAUUGGUUGAUUUCACUUAUUCACAAAGGAGAAUUCACAUUUGCUUUUCAGCUAUCAAUGAUCUAACGGUAAGAUUCCUAACAUUCAGAUGUUGUAUACUUGUUGACAAACUGUGUUAUAUAUAGGUUCUAACAGAACAAACAAAAAAACUAGCUAAUUACCGUAGCAAAGCUUAGAAAUAAUGAAGGUUUACAUUCAGCCUUAUAUAAAGUGCAAUACUGAUCCCCUGCUUAAAAAAGUAUAAUUAUAUUUUAUAGAUACAUUUAUAACAGAGUUGUAAGAUAUAAAGAUUAAUACAGUAAAACUGUUUAUAACUAUUUUCAUUUUGCUUUAAAAGUUCUUGUUUUGAUUAAAAGGCUUUUUCAAAAUAAUUAAAAAAAAUUAAUCUAAAUCUGUAUACAAAAAAAAAUCUUUGGUUAAAUAAGAGUUGUUUGAUAAAACAUUGUACACUGUAAAUAAGAGUCUAAUAAAAUAACAAGAAUGUAAAUGACAA